This is a messenger RNA of Parasteatoda tepidariorum (common house spider), 1473 nucleotides long. RefSeq lists its product as uncharacterized. NCBI's taxonomy places the organism in Eukaryota, Metazoa, Arthropoda, Arachnida, Araneae, Theridiidae. The record is from RefSeq and is a predicted model, not a curated record.
AUCCUACAUGAUCAUUAUUAUUUUUAUUUUGACUGUAACCGCUUCGGAAUAAUUUCCUUUCAUAAGAACCACUUGCUCAACGGAGUGUAUCCAAAAAAGGAGUGUUAUGUGCAACUGUUACCAUUUCCUCCGUUUAUGCAUCUUCCAAUAAAUGUUCGAAAAUCCAUCUUUUCUCCGGCCGAAUGGUUAUAGACACCACUUUCUUGUUUUUUCGUAUUCUAAACAGGUAGGAAGAGGUAAAAAUAAUCGUUCUACCGUGAAAUGUUCGAAAAGUUUUUGAUGGGGGAAAAGAUGAGUUGAUGGAAGGUAAAGACGUUCGAAAGCGAAACAAAAACUGAAAGGUAUUGGAACAUACAAUAACGCGAUACCGAGAAGCGGUGUUUAUUUUUUUUUUCUUUGUCGAUUGCCUAAGAACUUGGAAUAUUUUUACGAUGAAAGAUUGGGAUAUAUCAGUGCCUUACUUACUACCCAGGAUUUCAUCGCUUAAAAAAUGUAGAAAUAACACUAUGCCAGCAAAGUUUCAUAAGCCUCCCCACAGAAAUUCUAACAUUCCUGAAUUAAAUACAAGAUGGUCAUCCUGGAGACGAUCGGACUAUAUCUAUCCUGGCAUGAUUCCAGAUCCAGAUUACAGUGAAUCGGAUGAAGGAAAUGAGGAAGACAGCGUUGGUGAUGAAUCAUCAGGAAGUCCUAGCAACUCUUCGGCUGAACCUCUAAGAGAUUUAGAAGAAGAAGAUGAAGAAGAAUGGGAAAACACCUAUAGAUCAUCACUUACAUACACAUUAGGAAGGGCAGGCACAGAAAAAUCUUCUUCAACAAGCAAAAUAAAUAGUUCACUCUCACAAUCAAAAAAAAGUUUAUUUUCUGCAAGUGAAACAGUUCCUAGGGCCAGAAAAAGUCAGUCUUUAGAAGAACAAGAUCUCAUUAAACCAAAGAAACCUUCCAAUCCUUAUCUUGAAUCUACGGAGAGAAAAAUGUUGCACAAAGAACUGGCUUUCAAGCAAAAGUAUGGACAAAGUAGCAUUAAUCAAAGAUCAGAAUUGCAGAGAGCUUUGGAAAAAUUUACAGAAGAGAAAGUUAAAAAAGAUCUUGCAGCUUCAAGGCAAUCUUCGCUCGAAAAAAUUCUUGAGCAGCAAGCUCGAAAGAUUGAAAUGUAUGAGGGUGAAGGAUCACAAGUUCGUCCAGCAUGGAUCGAACGUCUUCAACAGCAGCAUAUCAACAGAAAGGUGGAUCCUAAAGUCGAUGAAUUCUUCCGAGUACACGCAAAGGUAGUUGGCAGUCUCUUCCGAUCUCACUCGGCCGAUGAGGAAAGUAACCAUUCAUCAGACAGUUCUUCUUCAAGACGAUCUUCACCCUCAGAUAGUGAAGGAUGAGCUAUGUGCUCAAAGUUCCAUUUUUAUACACAUUGCAUACUUUUAUCUCGAUUGCUAUAGUAGUUGAGCACUAUAUGAGCAUAACUUCAAUAAAAACAUAUUU